AUGGCCAGGUUAUCCAUCGGUGCUAAUCUUCCGGUGUUGCUCACGGUAAAGAAGGCCAUCGCUCUUCCUGACACGUCUGAUCUAUGUGAGUUAACGCCGCGAUUCCCCUCCCACCGUGACGCUCCGUUCAUCCCGACGUACCUGCAGCAGCUCUACACUUACAGCACAAAACCGCAGCAGGAGGAGUCAGACGAGCAGGAGGAGUCAGACGUACAGGAGGAGUCAGAGGUACAGGAGGAGUCAGACGAGCAGGAGGAGUCAGACGUACAGGAGGAGUCAGAGGUACAGGAGGAGUCAGACGAGCAGGAGGAGUCAGACGUACAGGAGGAGUCAGACGCACAGGAGGAGUCAGACGUACAGGAGGAGUCAGACGAGCAGGAGGAGUCAGACGCACAGGAGGAGUCAGACGUACAGGAGGAGUCAGACGCACAGGAGGAGUCAGACGUACAGGGGGAGUCAGACGUACAGGAGGAGUCAGACGUACAGGAGGAGUCAGACGCACAGGAGGAGUCAGACGUACAGAGGGAGUCAGACGUACAGGAGGAGUCAGACGCACAGGAGGAGUCAGACGCACAGGAGGAGUCAGACGUGCAGGAGGAGUCAGACGCGCAGGGGGAGUCAGACGCGCAGGAGGAGUCAGACGCGCAGGAGGAGUCAGACGCACAGGAGGAGUCAGACGCACAGGAGGAGUCAGACGUACAGAGGGAGUCAGACGUACAGGAGGAGUCAGACGUACAGGAGGAUUCACACAUGCACUAG
Periophthalmus magnuspinnatus is the source of this 759-nucleotide messenger RNA. RefSeq names its product involucrin-like. Bases 1 to 759 code for a protein of 252 amino acids. The transcript is spliced from 2 exons. NCBI's taxonomy places the organism in Eukaryota, Metazoa, Chordata, Actinopteri, Gobiiformes, Gobiidae. The record is from RefSeq and is a predicted model, not a curated record.